Messenger RNA from Styela clava, 1376 nucleotides. Lineage: Eukaryota; Metazoa; Chordata; Ascidiacea; Stolidobranchia; Styelidae. The record is from RefSeq and is a predicted model, not a curated record.
UAAAUGAGGUAUCGACACGCCUCAACGACCUUUGGUUGCGCAAUACCAGAACCGAUUUCUGGUGCACAUUACAGUGAGAAAGGAGGCGAGAACACUUCAUCGCGGUAUAAUAUCAUCAAUAACACUGGGCUACAAUGGAGCAUGAUUCUGUCGCUAAGCUCGAGUUUGUUGUCUCAAUGACUUGUAACACUUGCGUGGAAAAGGUAGAGAAAGUGCUUUCUGGAAAUUCCAAAAUAAUCGGAUCCAAGAUAAACCUCAACAUCCAGCAGGUUGUUGUUGACACAGCACUGCCUUUCGAAGAUGUACAAAAAUUGAUUGAGAGCACAGGAAUGCAAGCUGAAUUGGUAGGAAUAGGAUCUUCUAUGGGAAAAGAUUUAGAACCCCUGGGAGCUGCGGUGGCAGAAAUUCGUGGAAAUUCUGUCAAAGGAAUUGUAAGGCUCGCACAACUGACAAAUAACCUUUGUUUAAUUGAUGGAAUUGUUGAUGGUCUCUCUCCAGGUUACCAUGGACUGAAUGUUCACACUUAUGGAGACUUGUCUAACGGAUGCGAGGGGUGUGGUGAACAUUAUAAUCCUGAUAACAAUCGUCACGGAGAUCGUCUCGCUAAAGAGAGGCAUGUCGGUGACCUGGGAAAUAUAAAAGCUAACGAUGGUGGACGAGCGAAGUUCAGGUUUACGGAUAAAUUUCUCAAGGUACAUGAUAUUAUUGGAAGAUCAAUUGUUAUCCAUGAAAAUCAGGAUGAUUUUGUAUCGAUUGAUGGAAAUUCUGGUAAAGGCGUAGCAUGUGCAAUAAUAGCAAGGUCAUCAGGGCUGUUCCAGAAUUCCAAACGAUUUUGCACGUGUGAUGGUAUCUCAAUAUGGGAUGAAAGACAUGUUCCUAAUGUAGGUAAGGUGCGUACUGAAUUCUCGCAGCCUUGAGAUGAAGAAGUAAGGCUCCAUCUGGCAAAUGAAAUAAUUCCAUCCUGCUGGGUCUUGUCUAAUCACUACCACUGCAAGAUCAUCAUUCUUCAAAUGGAAUCAGUUCAUUUUACUGGAUUAUUAUUACAUCAUACAUAGGGUCCUGGAUCCGAAGACAUUCCAAAUUCUUUUUCAAGGGAAUUACUCUAUGCUUGAUUUCAAUACUCGACACUGAGCAGAAUUUUGCAACAAAAGGUUCACAAGCUAGCUAAAUCUUUCCUUUAUCAGAGAUUUCCAGAGAGAGAUAUAUGUUUUGUAUUAUAACUGCUAAGCCCAAACUAGCAACUUGAUAAUUUCUUGGACUCCUUCAAUGGUUGAUUUAAUGAUAAACAGAUCUUUUCAAUAUUUUUUCAACUUCAUGAAUUUCACCACAUAAUGCACAAACCAAUUAUUUCCUAAAUAAAAUGUUAUUUAAGGUGG